GAUCCUCAUUCAGUCCUUGCACCGAAAUCCAACCUGUUUCCACUCUUUUCCCCCCUUACAUUUUUAUGAAUCUUUCUAAUUAUCUCAUCUCUCCUUUCCACCAUCAAAAAGAUUAAGGAACUCUCUCCUUAAUCCAUCACCAGCACCACCAUUGCCACCGCUCAUUAUUUGUUUCCCUUCCACAAUGGGCAACUGUUGCUCCAGAGGUGGUGCCCAGGAUGCCUCAACUAAUAAGGAAGAAAACACCGAGGGUGCUAAUCCCACCAAUGUUCGGACAGAUGCUCCCUCCACCACCCCACCUAGGACUGCUCCACCUUCACCCCCUCCAGGAGCUUCACCUAAGCCUGCCAAGGUUGCCCCUAUUGGACCUGUCUUAGGCCGUCCGAUGGAAGAUGUAAAAUCCAUUUACAGCAUUGGAAAAGAACUUGGUAGGGGACAAUUCGGUAUCACACAUUUGUGCACUAACAAGGUUACAGGCGAGCAAUUCGCGUGCAAAACAAUAGCCAAGAGAAAGCUUGUUAAUAAAGAGGAUGUGGAGGAUGUUAGGAGGGAGGUUCAGAUUAUGCACCAUUUAACGGGCCAGCCUAAUAUUGUGGAACUCAAGGGAGCCUAUGAGGAUAAACAUUCGGUUCAUUUGGUGAUGGAGUUAUGUGCUGGAGGAGAGCUCUUUGAUCGCAUUAUUGCCAAAGGUCAUUAUACAGAGCGUGCUGCAGCCUCUUUGCUUAGGACCAUUGUUCAAAUUAUCCACACCUGCCAUUCUAUGGGAGUUAUCCAUAGGGAUCUCAAGCCAGAAAAUUUCCUUCUGCUCAACAAACAAGAGAACUCCCCACUCAAGGCUACUGAUUUUGGCCUUUCUGUGUUCUACAAGUCAGGAGAAGUAUUCAAAGACAUUGUUGGAAGUGCAUAUUACAUUGCACCUGAAGUCUUGAAGAGAAGGUAUGGGCCAGAAGCUGAUGUAUGGAGUGUUGGGGUCAUGUUGUUUAUUCUUCUAAGUGGUGUUCCUCCUUUUUGGGCAGAAUCGGAACACGGGAUAUUCAAUGCAAUCCUACGUGGCCAUAUUGAUUUUACUAGUGAUCCCUGGCCUUCAAUUUCACCUCAAGCAAAAGAUCUUGUUCGGAAGAUGUUAACUUCAGACCCCAAGCAAAGGAUGACAGCCAUCCAGGUUCUCGGUCAUCCAUGGAUUAAGGAGGAUGGAGAAGCUCCUGAUACUCCUCUUGACAAUGCAGUGUUGAGUAGGCUCAAACAAUUCAAAGCAAUGAAUAACUUCAAGAAAGUUGCUCUAAGGGUCAUUGCUGGCUGUCUAUCAGAGGAAGAAAUCAUGGGAUUGAAGGAAAUGUUUAAGGGCAUGGACACCGACAACAGUGGUACUAUAACACUUGAAGAGCUGAAACAAGGACUUGCCAAGCAGGGGACAAAGUUGUCUGAAUAUGAAGCUAAACAACUGAUGGAAGCUGCUGAUGCAGAUGGCAAUGGGAUAAUAGACUAUGACGAAUUCAUCACAGCAACAAUGCAUAUGAACAGAAUGGAUAGAGAAGAACUUCUUUACACUGCCUUCCAACAUUUUGAUAAAGAUAACAGCGGGUACAUUACAACUGAAGAGCUAGAGCAAGCUCUGCGCGACUUUGGCAUGCAUGAUGGAAGGGACAUAAAGGAAAUUAUUUCUGAAGUGGAUGCAGAUAAUGAUGGCCGGAUCAACUACGAUGAAUUUGUGGCAAUGAUGAGAAAAGGAAACCCUGAAGCCAAUCCCAAGAAACGGCGUGAUGAUGUAUUUGUUUGAGUUUGUAGGGGGUGGAUGGCAGGGAAAAUAGAAUGACUAUUUAUCUUUGUUUCCUUUUAGUGGGAGGGAAAGCUGUAGGAUAUGCAGAAGCUGCCAGGAGAAAUGUGGCAGGUCAUUGUGGAUGCUACAGAACGUACACUGUUUGGUCGGGAAUGAGGUGUGGGAAAUAUUGUCUGUCCCAUUUCUAAAAAUGAGCCAUUGUUUAAUUACUGAUCUUUAGGGAAGUAAAGGGUGCGAUUUUUUUUUUUUUCAUAUUGUAUUAAUUCUUGUCCAGUUUAGGAAUAUAUCCAGUGACUGUGUGAUUGCUAUGCACUUGCUAACUACGAAUUUGAUGUUGUUUUUAGGGGUA
This is a messenger RNA of Populus trichocarpa (black cottonwood), 2126 nucleotides long. Its product is annotated as calcium-dependent protein kinase 17. The coding region runs from base 185 to 1777 and encodes 530 amino acids. NCBI's taxonomy places the organism in Eukaryota, Viridiplantae, Streptophyta, Magnoliopsida, Malpighiales, Salicaceae. Gene Ontology annotation, cellular component: nucleus; cytoplasm. Gene Ontology annotation, biological process: intracellular signal transduction; protein autophosphorylation; peptidyl-serine phosphorylation. The record is from RefSeq and is a predicted model, not a curated record. Gene Ontology annotation, molecular function: calcium-dependent protein serine/threonine kinase activity; calcium/calmodulin-dependent protein kinase activity; calmodulin binding. The transcript has 8 exons.